Messenger RNA from Cyprinodon variegatus (sheepshead minnow), 1843 nucleotides. Its product is annotated as neuropeptide FF receptor 2-like. Gene Ontology annotation, molecular function: peptide binding; G protein-coupled receptor activity. NCBI's taxonomy places the organism in Eukaryota, Metazoa, Chordata, Actinopteri, Cyprinodontiformes, Cyprinodontidae. Gene Ontology annotation, biological process: neuropeptide signaling pathway. The record is from RefSeq and is a predicted model, not a curated record. Bases 665 to 1843 code for a protein of 392 amino acids. Gene Ontology annotation, cellular component: membrane. The transcript has 5 exons.
CUCUAUGCUUUCAGUCGUCUCUAGGUCCUGCAUUUGCUGGUUGUGCUCGGAGCUCCUGCUGGUAGAAGCGCGCACAGAGAAGAGUGCGGAGGGAAAUGCACAAGGCUCUUCCAUCAAGUCUCUGUGGCUUCAAACACCGACAAGGAAACCUAUUUACCGGCUCUAGGGGAUCCUUGAUGAACUUUGCCACUGUUUUUCCGUGAAUGCAGAAUUUUAUUUGGCUUUUUCUAGAAAAUCCUGAGGAUUUCAAGAUCCAAAAAUGACCCACACAUGUAUCACAUCAAAUGUUGCAGUUGAUAUCUGUAACGUACGUUUUAAAAUGAUCAGAAUGAUGGACCAAACAUCCUACAGGGAAAAGAUGGAGAUGAGGGAGGUAUGCACCAGGUUUACCUUCAUCAAAGGUGAAAAAGCCUAUUAAUGCGUGGUAAAUUAUCAGGAUCGAACAGCCACUCCCAGGAGGAAUGAACGUGCUUAUGUUGCAUAAGGAGUGUAUUGGGACCACAGAUGAACAGCAUCAUGACUCCAGCUGACUCAUAACAUGUGGCUCAAGAUGGAGAGUAAUUGUUCUCAUGGUGCUUUAGAGAUUUUCACCCACAUGCUCCUGAGGAACUGGAAGACCACAGGAGUAGAAUAUGGAACCUGAUCCUACAUCUCUGAAACAAGCAUGGAUCAAACCCAGGACCAGCCCAGCUUCUCUCCACUGCUUUGGGAAAAACUCAACGACUCAAUGAGUUUCCGCAUCACUACAAUGCUGACUUCUUCCAUCAGCUCCCCUACUGCUCCACUCUACCCUUUCCCCACACUGCGGCCCUCCUCCCUUUCUCCACACACCCCCUUUAUCUCAUUCCCUCUUUUUUUCCCAACAUCCUCCUCAGCCAUCAAUGAAUCCAUCAAUGUCUCCUCCUUUCCCUUUUCCCUCUCUAACAUCUCAUACACUGAUUUGAAGGACUUGGAGAGUAUGCUUCUGUGGACCCUCCAUGAACCCAGCACCAUCGCCCUGACCAUCAUGUACUGCUUGUCGUUCAUCUUGGGAUUUAUUGGGAAUUUGAUGUCCCUACGAGUUCUGACCAGCAGGCACAGUCAACGGCUCGCAGGUGUCAGUGCCACAAGGAGUCUCCUGGUGAAUCUGGCUGUGUGUGACCUAGCUGUGGUGUGCGUAUGCAUGCCCAUCACUCUGGGGAACAAAAUCUACACUGCCUGGGUGUACGGUGACCUCCUGUGCCGUGCCGUGCCCUUUACACAGGCCGUCUCAGUGUCUGCCAGUGUGCUGACGCUGACAGUGAUCAGCGUGAACCGCUACUACAGCGUUCAAUCUCCUCUAAAAGCUCGGUCCAUGUUUACACGCCGGAGGAUCUUGGUGACAGUCUCCGUGGUUUGGAUAUUGUCAUCAAUGAUGUGUGCCCCAAUAGCGGUGAUGAACCGUCGGCGAGAGCUCAGCUUUGAGACUUUCACCAUCUUGGUGUGCCAGGAGGAAUGGCCCCAGCUUCGCCUUAAGCAGGGGUACAACGUCCUGCUGUUUGUGAUGCUUUACUGUUUGCCAGUAACGUUUAACCUCACCAUCAGCUUCCUCACGGGGAGACGACUUUGGGGAGGAAGGAAAUCCACUUUCUCUGAUCUGGAUCCUCGCAGCCAAGCUCUUCACACCUCCCGACUAAAGACUAGGCAGAAGAUUGCUAAGAUGGUGGAGAUCUGUAUCGUUCUGCGAAGGUCAUACGGACACGAUACUACCAGAAAGUGGCUGCUGUCUUCAAUAAUUCAUCAUUCUCGAGCUCAGCUGCUGUUGUUGCUCCUUCAACCAAGAUUAAAGAGAGCAAGGUGUCUGCUGCAGAGUGCCACCGCAUAG